AUGGCUGCUAAAGAAGAGGAAAUACCAGAAGAUGGACUUAAUUACAAAAAUACAACAACAAAUGUUCAUCCCUUAAUUGUUCAAUUGUAUAGGUGCGAAUUGGAUGAGGAUAAUAAUAAAGAAGAAAAUAAAAAUAAAAAUAAGGAAAAGGAAAAAUCUCCUCCUGAUCCUAUAUUUAGAGCUGAUGAACAUGACAAACAAUUUGAUCCAGACAAGUAUUUAGAGGGAUUCUACAAAUCGCCACGUGAGGAUGUUGCAAUGCAAAUAGUACUGUUUUUCCUACCAGGAAUGGUUUGUAGACUUCCCAAAACUAUAGGUACAAUGCUAGAUUUGGGUGCAGGUCCAACAAUAUACAUUCCUCUAGUUUUGCGAAACCACAUUGAAUCAAUUUUUAGUUCCGAUUAUUCCCCACAAAAUAGGCAAAGAGUUAUUGAUUGGAUAUUUGCAAAAAACAGCUUUGAUUGGUCUGAGAUUUGUUGUUGGAUUGCUGGGAUAGAAGCAAGACAUGAGAAACCGUUACAAAUGCAGGAUUUUACUAGAGAGAAAAUGAGGGCUGUUUUGGAAGUAAAUGUACAAAAACGUCCAGUUAUUCAAAGUAUUGAAUGGAAAGCAGAAAAUUUAAAAGAAAUUCCAAAACAAUUCGAUUUAGUAACGACAGUAUUUUGUAUGGAAUAUUCUUGUGAGACACUUGAGGGCUACAAGAGGGCUAUAAAUGGAGCUUGUGGAUUAAUUAAGCCUGGUGGUUGGUUACUUCAAGGAGGAAUAUUUCACGCAACAGAAUACCGAUUUGGAGGGAAACGAUUUAGCAGCCAUUUUUUGACUAAAGAACAUGUACUGACCGCUCUAGAGGAAAAUGGAAUGGAAACAAUAAAGGGCGAAGAUUAUGACCAAUUCCAUUUUAUAACCCAUGAUGACAUUUUCUUGCUACUUUCCAAAAAGAAAAUGCAAAUUGGAAGUGAAGAAUAA
Meloidogyne enterolobii is the source of this 966-nucleotide messenger RNA. NCBI's taxonomy places the organism in Eukaryota, Metazoa, Nematoda, Chromadorea, Rhabditida, Meloidogynidae. The record is from the annotation of a GenBank genome assembly.